GGCGGACACGCCUCCUUCGGGCUGAAUUGGCUCGUGGGGAGCCAGCGCUGAGAUUUCUGCUCCGCUCUCCUGCUCUAUUGGCCAGCGCCCGCGCUUGCAUAUUCCCCUGCACGCUCUCCUGUGUCUCUCUCCGCCCCGAGAAGCUGACGCUCGCUCUUCACAAACACUCCGGAUCAACACUGGCCAUUCACGCGGCUAAAUGUACCCCGUGUAUGGCUUGGCUGGGUGAACAAAUGGUUCGUGCUUGAGCGCGAGAGCCACGGAGCUUGGGGCCACCUGCGGACGGAAUGCGCGGAUUUUCUCCCUGCAGGAAUUUAACCUGGUGAAGGAGGAGGAGGCGGCGCGCGCAGCUCAUACCUCACGCGGGCAGUUAUUCCGGGAGGCUGCCGCACUUCUCCAGUGGACGGGCUACUGUGGUGCGCGCGGAGGGAUGUCGGAAUGGCUUGCACCAGAAGAACAAAAACUUUGGUGUCGACAUGCGUGAUUCUGAGCGGCGCGACCAACAUCGUCUGCCUGCUCUAUGUCGGAUGGGUCACUAAUUACAUCGCCAACGUCUACGUCAAAGUCCCCGUGCCCGUCCCAGGGAAAAAGUUGGACAGCGACAAAAAGGGGGAAACUCUCCGGAUUAUCGAGCGCCUGGAUCGGCUGGAGAAUGUAGUGAACCAGCACAUCCAAGAGGUUCCUCUGAGAGGAGGGUGGCAGCCAGGCGGACGCGGAGGCGGACCAAUCCUUCUCUGACUCCUCCCUCUUCAGUCAUUGGG
Messenger RNA from Clupea harengus (Atlantic herring), 761 nucleotides. RefSeq names its product polypeptide N-acetylgalactosaminyltransferase 18-like (gene galnt18b). Gene Ontology annotation, biological process: protein O-linked glycosylation. The record is from RefSeq and is a predicted model, not a curated record. The transcript is spliced from 2 exons. Bases 439 to 738 code for a protein of 99 amino acids. Gene Ontology annotation, molecular function: polypeptide N-acetylgalactosaminyltransferase activity. Gene Ontology annotation, cellular component: Golgi apparatus. NCBI's taxonomy places the organism in Eukaryota, Metazoa, Chordata, Actinopteri, Clupeiformes, Clupeidae.